CCUGAACCUUUCAUUCAAAUUUCCAGACAAGGAAAUUUUGUAUCUCAGCAAUUGAAAUAAUUUUUGGUUUUUGUAUUUUUUUGUUAGAAGUUUCAGCUACAAGUAGUAAUGUUGUCUAUUCAUCUAAAUAGACAUCUUUUAGGAUUGAAAAAGAUUUUCGUUCCAACUAUAUCUUCCUGCUUUAGUACAACUUUGGAUAGGCAAAGUCCAUUGAAAAAUAUUACUGUGAUUGGUAGCGGCCUUAUGGGCUCAGGAAUUGCACAAGUUGCUGCCAGCACAGAUCAUAAUGUUGUAUUAGUUGAUCAAAGUGAUGAUAUUUUAGGAAAAGCAGUGAAGUCUAUUGAGAAAAGUCUCCAGAGAGUCGCAAAGAAAAAAUAUAAAGAUAACAUACAGGGUGGUGAAAAAUUUGUAAAUGACACAAUGUCACGGUUAAAAACUACAGUUGACAUGACUGAGGCAGUUAAGGAUUCAGAUCUUGUUGUUGAAGCCAUUAUUGAGAAUAUGGACAUCAAACACAAGCUUUUUACAGAGUUAGAUGAGAAAGCUCCCAGUCAUACUAUAUUUGCAUCAAAUACCUCAUCUUUAAGUAUUUCGGAAAUUGCUGAAGUAACUAAGCGAAAAGAUAAAUUUGGUGGAUUGCAUUUCUUUAAUCCUGUACCAAUGAUGGCUUUGGUGGAGGUGAUAAGACUUCCUGAUACAAGUGAUGGAACAUUUGAAAAGUUGAUGGAGUUCAGCAAAAAUUUGAAAAAAACUCCUGUAUCCUGCAAGGACACUCCUGGGUUUAUUGUGAAUCGUUUGUUGGUUCCAUACCUGAUGGAAGCAGUACGCCUGUAUGAAAGAGGUGAAGCAUCUAUGCAAGACAUUGAUAUCGCCAUGAAACUUGGUGCAGGAUAUCCCAUGGGACCUUUCGAGCUUAUCGACUACGUUGGAUUAGAUACGACCAAAUUUAUAAUUGACGGUUGGUAUACAAAGUAUCCGAACGAACCGCUUUUUCAACCAUCAGAGAAAGUGAAUCAGUUGGUAAGCGAAAAUAAACUUGGACGGAAAUCAGGAGAAGGAUUUUUUAAGUACGAGUAGGCUUUGUUGAUAAAGCUGGAUUAUCCUUGUAAGUUUUUUCAAUUUUGUUACGUUUGGAGGGGAAAUUGGGUAUGUGGUUUUUGCUACUUUCGGUGAAGAUAUAUGAAUGUUUUCAUUAAUUACUUUCAACUUGCUCUUGUGAAAUACAACUGACAAACUUUCAA
Xenia sp. Carnegie-2017 is the source of this 1241-nucleotide messenger RNA. RefSeq names its product hydroxyacyl-coenzyme A dehydrogenase, mitochondrial-like. Gene Ontology annotation, molecular function: NAD+ binding; (3S)-3-hydroxyacyl-CoA dehydrogenase (NAD+) activity. Bases 109 to 1077 code for a protein of 322 amino acids. The record is from RefSeq and is a predicted model, not a curated record. Gene Ontology annotation, biological process: fatty acid beta-oxidation. Gene Ontology annotation, cellular component: mitochondrion. The transcript is spliced from 9 exons. NCBI's taxonomy places the organism in Eukaryota, Metazoa, Cnidaria, Anthozoa, Malacalcyonacea, Xeniidae.